Molecule: messenger RNA, 2027 nt
Organism: Hyla sarda
Lineage: Eukaryota; Metazoa; Chordata; Amphibia; Anura; Hylidae
Gene: GNAI3
Product: G protein subunit alpha i3
Exons: 9
Coding region: 138-1202 (354 amino acids)
Biological process (GO): adenylate cyclase-modulating G protein-coupled receptor signaling pathway
Cellular component (GO): heterotrimeric G-protein complex
Molecular function (GO): GTP binding; G protein-coupled receptor binding; GTPase activity
Source: RefSeq, a predicted model, not a curated record
UCCUCCUGAAAGCUGGCGGUAGUGACGCCUAGCAGCGGCCGCCGGCAGAGGAAGCGGGGCGAGGCAGGGAGCUCUGGUGUCUAGCAGCCAGGCAGAGACAGACAGCCCGGGACGGGCGUUCGUGACCCGGCUCCACCAUGGGCUGCACUCUUAGUGCAGAAGACAAGGCCGCGGCGGAGAGGAGUAAGAUGAUAGACCGCAACCUCCGGGAGGACGGGGAGAAAGCGUCCAAAGAAGUCAAACUGCUGCUGCUAGGUGCUGGAGAGUCUGGGAAAAGCACAAUUGUGAAGCAGAUGAAAAUUAUCCAUGAAGAUGGUUAUUCAGAAGAAGAAUGCAAGCAGUACAAAGUGGUUGUCUACAGCAACACCAUUCAGUCCAUAAUUGCUAUAAUACGAGCCAUGGGCAGACUGAAGAUUGAUUUUGGAGAUGUGGCCAGAACUGAUGAUGCCCGGCAGCUAUUUGUUUUGGCCAGUACUGCAGAGGAAGGUAUUCUCUCCCCGGAACUUGCAGGUGUUAUUAUGAGGCUGUGGAAAGAUGCUGGUGUGCAGGCGUGCUUUUCUCGCUCGCGUGAAUACCAGCUUAAUGACUCUGCCUCAUACUACUUGAAUGAUCUGGACAGGAUUUCACAGACCAAUUACAUUCCUACUCAACAAGAUGUUCUCCGGACACGUGUCAAAACUACGGGUAUUGUGGAAACACAUUUCACAUUUAAAGACCUUUAUUUCAAAAUGUUUGAUGUGGGAGGACAGAGAUCUGAAAGAAAGAAGUGGAUCCACUGUUUUGAAGGUGUAACGGCAAUCAUCUUUUGUGUGGCGCUCAGUGACUAUGAUUUGCUCUUGGCUGAGGAUGAAGAAAUGAAUCGUAUGCAUGAAAGCAUGAAGCUGUUUGACAGUAUUUGCAACAACAAAUGGUUUAUUGACACCAGCAUAAUCCUCUUCCUCAACAAGAAGGACUUGUUUGAAGAGAAGAUCAGCAGGAGCCCCCUUACAAUUUGCUAUCCAGAAUACUCCGGCUCUAAUACAUAUGAAGAAGCAGCUGCCUAUAUUCAGUGCCAGUUUGAGGAUCUAAACAGAAGAAAAGACACAAAAGAGAUUUACACACAUUUCACAUGUGCGACAGACACAAAGAAUGUGCAGUUUGUUUUUGAUGCAGUAACAGAUGUUAUCAUAAAAAGCAACCUUGUGGAGUGUGGCCUUUACUAACCUGGAGGUACAAGUAAUGCAAAGAAAACCUGAUGGCUAAUUCAGGACCCUGCCACUCGAGGGGUGAGGUAUCACACUAUGCACAAGCGUACCCUGUUUCUCUCUAGAGGUCUCAAUUCCUCCCCUUGCAUUUUGCAGCCCCCACCUUGAUGUGACUUUGGCCAGAACUGUGAGCUGCUUUCCCUUGUUUGGUAUUACCACUAUCUCAAUGUUUCAAGUACUCCACCCUUUUAAAUGACUGGACUGUUACUGAUCUCCACUGUCCGCACUAGGAAUCCUCUGUGGCUGCUGCAGUGUUACGGCACAGCACCUCUUCAAUGGGACUCCGUGUUUUAUUGUAAACUCUAGUCAUCAUUUGAUGUUAUGACAGUUGCCAAUCCCAGUGUUGCAUUUUUCUGUCUGUGAGAUUUUUUGUUUUUGCAAUGGGAGAUUAUAUGUUAUGUUAUGGAUAGAGGAUGAUGAUACUUAUUCUUGCUCUCACCAUGGUGGAUACACCAUUAAGCCUAAUGAAUUUUAUACUUAAAUCAUUCCCAGUACCAAGUAGGGUAUUUUGCUUGGCAUCUGCUCUAUAUGAAACAUCAGUUCAGUUCCAUUAUUCAAAGGGGUAUUUGCAACUCAUGAAUUUAGUUUUUCAACCCCUUAAAGCCUGUUUGCGGACACCAGAGGUGUUUUGGAAGCCGAAAGCAAAGUGGGGAAGUUGCACAGUUUAUUUAACCCCUAUUGAUUUAAAGGGGUACUCUGGUGGAAAACUUUUAAAUUUUUUUUAUUUUUUUUAAUCAACUGGUGCCAGAAAGUUAAACAGAUUUGUAAAUGACUUCUAUUAAA